AUGACAACGAGUCCGCGCCCCGCGCUCGGCUGCAACUCGGGCGGGACCCAGGCUGGACCGCGGGCCCCGGCCUGGGGGCCACAGCUGCCACCAGCGCCGCCACCUUGUCUCCUCCCCAUCCCCGCCCCUCCCCGAGUCUCCCCGCCUCACUCGGGCCUGUGGCCGGGGUCCCUCCCCGCCACCCCAGCCCCGCGCAGAUGCCGAAGGUGAAGGCGUUGCAAUGCGCUCUGGCGCUGGAGAUCCGCUCUGUAACGUGUCCAGGAGUGGUGCUGAAAGACAAGGAGGACAUCUACCUUAGCAUCUGUGUGUUUGGCCAGUACAAAAAGACACAAUGUGUCCCAGCCACUUUCCCACUGGUCUUCAAUGCCAGAAUGGUAUUUGAAAAGGUGUUUCCUGAAGCAGUAGACCCUGGAGAUGUGGUUGCACAGCUUGAGUAUGACACAGCAGUGUUUGAGUUGAUACAGCUAGUUCCACCAGUGGGUGAAACACUGUCUACCUAUGAUGAAAAUACACGAGAUUUCAUGUUCCCGGGUCCAAACCAAAUAUCUGGACACCAUGAUUCAAAUCGCCAGGUGACCAUGAGGAGGAUUUCUGGCCUAAGAGGAAUUGCUCCAAAGCUGGAAUUUUCUACAACGUCAGUUAUUACUGAAUGUCUGAUAAGUUCAAGGAAGUGCCGCGCUCAGGAUAAAUUUGUUUACCAUUCGACUCCAGUUGAAAAAUCACACGGCAGACUGCAAAACAGAACAUCAAGAUCACAAAAGAAAAAAUCCAAGUCACCUGAGAGGAAUAAGUAUUGCAUAAAUGCAAAAGGCUACGAACAGCCUACAAUCUCUUCAAAAUCCCACUCUCCAUCUCCCUACACAAAAAGACGCAUGUGUGAGCUAUCUGAAGACACGAGGAGGCGGCUGGCCCAUUUAAAUCUGGGACCAUAUGAAUUCAAAAAAGAAACAGAUAAGCCUCCGUUUGUGAUUAGACACGUUGAUCCUCCAAGUCCCCGGGCUGAUGCUGUGUUUGGAUCUUCUGGCAGAGACUGUGAAAGAGAUGGGUGGGCCAGAAUGCACAAUGAUCAUUCCCAUGUUGGCUGCUGCCGUGCCAAGGAUUAUAAGGUUAUCAGGACACCCCACGGAAGAGAAUUCGAUGACUCUUUAGAAAGGUGUGAAGAUUAUUUGAGCUCCAGGUCAUGUAUGAAGCCCCAGCAUUCAGCAAGGACCUUACUAGUCCACUCAGCGCCCUCAACAAUGCCGAAGCAUUGCCAAAGCCCCAUGUUAAAUCGAUCUUCUCUCAGGGAAAGAUUCCAUUCUGAUUGGUGUUCACCUCCAAACUGUGAUGAGAUCCAUGACCGGGUAAAAGAUGUCUUGAAAUCACAUCAGGCUCAUCAAAGGCAUUUAUAUGAUGAGCGAGACCCGGAGAAAGACGAUGAGCUGGAACUGAAAAGAGGUCUUUUAUACAGAGACCCUGCCUAUGACAGCGACCCUGAGUAUAGCUCGUUUCAGCGGCCACGUGGCAACCUCCAUUUAGAAGACGGCGAGUACUGGUCCAACAGGGCAGCCUCUUACAAGGGAAAAUCCCACCGACCCAUGUUUGAGAACAGCAUGGACAAGAUGUACAGGAACUUAUACAAAAAGGCCUGUAGCUCCGUUUCUCAUACACAAGAAAGCUUCUGAGAGAACUUCCCACCAUAAACUGUAUGAGUGUCCAUGUUAGCCUCUUAAUGAAAAAUUUCAUGUGAUCAGUAUAUCUGUACUCCUUUCUUUGAAAACAGGUGAUUCACUGAUAAAGUAGUUAGACUUGAAUCAAAUUCAUUACUUCAGGUGGUAAGUUACCUUAGGCAAGCCUUUCUAUGACAGAAGAUGGUGCUGUGUCUAGAUGUCACAGCUGGCAGAGCAUCCCAGCUUGCAGUCUCUGGCAAGGAUUCUCCACAGCCUGCAUCUGACACCGCCAGCUACUGAUGAGGAAUAAAUCCUCUCCAGAAAUGUUCUGCCUUUAUCACCUUGUAAUUUUCCUUUCAUCUGCUUGACUGAUUAUCUUGUAAGGGUAAGAUUUAAUUAAUACAAACUCAAUUCUAGUCAAUAUGCAAAAGGGCAUGCUCUAUAGAAAUGAAUUUUCUAAGCUGGAACCCUGUUUAUUCACUUUUCUCUCCCAGAAAAGCCAUUUUUAUGCUUUUAGCCCAUAAAAAUAGGUUUCUUUUUUUCAAACUCACCUAAUCACUUAGCUCUUCCUCCUCUGGAAGAACUGCUGAGUUAUCCUAAGUAUCUAAUGAUUAGCCAGGAAAAACAAUGCCUUAUAUAUGAUCCAAAAUAUGAGUAAAUGAUUUUUAUGAUGAUUUUCUUCUGGGGCCAUACAUUUCCUUGCUAGUAAGUGAGCAGGAACUCAAAAAGAAUGAAGAAUUUUAUUGACAUUUUCAUAGUUAGGUCCUGAGCCAGUAGCACUCACACUUUAAAAGACAUGGCAGGAUUUGGUGGUGCUCACCUAUAAUUGCACCUAUUUGGGAGGCAGAGCCAGGAUCAUUGUGUGAGGUCACCCAGGCAAAGCUAAUGAAAGACAGUCUCAAAAACAAGUAGUAGAGCAUGGCAUAGAACAUGAUUCAUAAUUCCACCUGAUUAGGAGGUAGAGGGAGGAGAAACACAGUUCAAGGCCAGUAAGGAAAAAUGUAGUCUAAUACUUAUCUACCAAACACACACACACACACACACACACACACACACACACACACGCAAAAACGACUGGAGAUUUAUCUCAGGUGGACUAUACCUUGCCUGAAAGUACAUUGUCCUGAGUUAAAACACCAGUACUAUCUCCUAAAGAAUAAUUAUAACCCAACAUUUUUUAAAAGGACCUUUUCAACCACAGAGAAUAAAGUAAUGUAGCAGAGUACUUUUUAAGAGGCACUCAGAAAUCUUUUGGCUGGUUAAUAAAAUUAGGUACUCAUCCUUGACCCCAGCAAACACCCUUGAAGCAAGUGACCGUUGGAAAGUAUCAGGAACUCUAAUGUAUUUACUGAAAGGAGGAAUAGGAAAUAGGUAACUUUUGUGCACAAGCUUGAAGAGUUGACUGUAAAAUAUCCUCUCAUUGAUUCUGUUAUUAAUCAUUUCAAAAGACAAAAAAAGAGCAUUACUUACACUUACACAUUUAAAUUGGAAUGUGACUCUAGUUGACUUAAUUUUGUUAAGAAAAAAAAAUAUAUAAUAUAUAUAUAUAUACACAUAUAUAUUUGUUAGAUCACAAAGGGCGUCAAAGAUAGGAGCUAGAGUCCUAGGCUUUAGUUUCCUUUUAAUAUCAAAUGAAGAGAAUGAUGUAAAACAAAUGGAGUUCUGUGAACCAGAAUCACAGUGCUAUAAGGUUGUUGUAGGAAUAUAAACAUCAUUUUUGUUUGUUAUCAGAGUUUGAACUCAAGGCCUUAUGUUCAAUCAUCUUGCUCAUUCAGCUGAUGACAUACCACUUGAGCCAUGCCUCCAGCCAUGGAUUUUGCUGGUUAUUUUGGGA
Perognathus longimembris pacificus (Pacific pocket mouse) is the source of this 3483-nucleotide messenger RNA. RefSeq names its product spermatogenesis associated 6 (gene Spata6). The record is from RefSeq and is a predicted model, not a curated record. Lineage: Eukaryota; Metazoa; Chordata; Mammalia; Rodentia; Heteromyidae. Gene Ontology annotation, molecular function: myosin light chain binding. Bases 198 to 1664 code for a protein of 488 amino acids. The transcript has 14 exons. Gene Ontology annotation, biological process: motile cilium assembly; spermatogenesis.